Messenger RNA from Equus quagga, 5104 nucleotides. RefSeq names its product rhomboid like 3 (gene RHBDL3). The record is from RefSeq and is a predicted model, not a curated record. Bases 336 to 1637 code for a protein of 433 amino acids. Gene Ontology annotation, molecular function: calcium ion binding; serine-type endopeptidase activity. The transcript has 10 exons. Gene Ontology annotation, cellular component: membrane. NCBI's taxonomy places the organism in Eukaryota, Metazoa, Chordata, Mammalia, Perissodactyla, Equidae.
GGGAAGCGAGAAGGGAGCGCGGGGAGCCGCGGGGCCGGGGCCGGCCCAAGGGCGCCUCGCCUCGGAGCCGGGCGUGGGGACCUGGGCGGAGGCGGAGGCCGGCGGGGCCGGGAGCGCGGAGAAGUUUGGCGGCGGAGGGGCCAGGCGUCCCGCGGUCGCGAGGCGGCGGCGCAGGGGCCGGGGCCAUGGGGGCGGGCGCGGGCGGCUGGGCUGGCCCGGAGGCGGCGCGGCGCGCACAGAGCCCCGCGAGCGGCGCGGACGCCGCGGCGCAAAGUUAGCCCGGCGCCCCGGGACGAGCCCUGUAGCCGCUGGCCGCCCCUGGACCCCGCCUCGGCAUGGGCGAGCACCCCAGCCCGGGACCCGCAGUGGCCGCCUGCGCCGAGGCGGAGCGCAUCGAGGAGCUGGAACCCGAGGCCGACGAGCGGCCGCCCGCGGCGCCGGAGGACGGAGCCAUCGGUGGAGCGGGCACCGGGGAGUCCGGGGAACUGGAGUUUCUUAUGCUUCUCCUUCCCGAGGUUAACCUGCAAAUAGAGCACUGGAAAGUCCUGUUUGAUCAGUUUGACCCCGGGAACACGGGCUACAUCAGCACAGGCAAGUUCCGGAGCCUCCUGGAGAGCCACAGCUCCAAGCUGGACCCGCACAAAAGGGAGGUGCUCCUGGCUCUCGCCGACAGUCAUGCAGAUGGGCAGAUCUGCUACCAGGAUUUUGUCAACCUGAUGAGCAACAAGCGGUCCAACAGCUUCCGCCAGGCCAUCCUGCAAGGGAACCGCCGGCUGUGCAGCAAGGCCCUGCUGGAGGAGAAGGGUCUGAACCUCUCUCAGCGGCUGAUCCGCCACGUGGCCUACGAGACCCUGCCCCGGGAGAUUGACCGCAAGUGGUACUACGACAGCUACACCUGCUGCCCCCCGCCCUGGUUCAUGAUCACAGUCACACUGCUGGAGGUUGCCUUUUUCCUCUACAAUGGAGUGUCGCUGGAUCAAUUUGUGCUGCAGGUGACCCAUCCACGAUACCUGAAGAACUCACUGGUUUACCACCCACGCCUCCGAGCACAGGCCUGGCGCUACCUGACAUACAUCUUCAUGCAUGCCGGGAUAGAACACCUGGGACUCAACGUGGUGCUGCAGCUCCUGGUGGGGGUGCCCUUGGAGAUGGUGCACGGAGCAACCCGCAUUGGGCUUGUCUAUGUGGCUGGCGUUGUGGCAGGAUCCUUGGCAGUGUCUGUGGCUGACAUGACUGCACCAGUUGUGGGCUCCUCUGGAGGGGUGUAUGCGCUCGUCUCUGCCCAUCUGGCCAACAUUGUGAUGAACUGGUCAGGCAUGAAGUGUCAGUUCAAGCUGCUGCGGAUGGCUGUGGCCUUGAUCUGUAUGAGCAUGGAGUUUGGGCGGGCUGUGUGGCUCCGGUUCCACCCAUCAGCCUAUCCCCCGUGCCCUCACCCGAGCUUCGUGGCGCACUUGGGCGGUGUGGCUGUGGGCAUCACCCUUGGCGUGGUGGUCCUGAGGAACUAUGAGCAGAGGCUGCAGGACCAGUCGCUGUGGUGGAUUUUUGUGGCCAUGUACACCAUCUUUGUGCUGUUCGCUGUCUUCUGGAACAUCUUUGCCUACACUCUGCUGGACUUAAAGCUGCCGCCACCCCCCUAAGGACCUGGAGGACCGAGGCCAGGGAGGGGAGUGAGAAGCAGCAUCAGAAAGGAGCAUCUGCGUUCUUUUUCUCAUCACCAGCUCACUGAGGCCAGGGAGGAAGGACUGGUCAGGAGACACUGACGCGCUGUAAUCUUUGGGUUCAGAUUUGGACAGACAGCAGAGGCUCUUUUUUGAAAGGCACAUGCUGGAGGAGUUGGAUGUGGCUACUCUUGUCCUUCUAGACUGUUCUGAAGACGUCAGGACAGGACAAAGGCCUGGGGUCGGGUGAGAGUGGCCAUCCCCUAGGACUGGGCUUGUUUCAUGUGUUCAGAGGUCCCCUCCCUUGUCACAGAUUGGGCAGCAGCCUUCUCCCGCAUCCUCCACCCUGAGAGACCCUGAGAGUAUGAGGAAGGCCUGGGCGUGUAGUAGGCAGGUGGACCCUUGUCCAGCAGAGAGACAACUGCAGACCAGGAAGUGUUCCCUCUACACCCAUUGGGUCUGGAACCCUGGAGUGGAAGAGGGCUUGGUAGUGGACAUGUCAACAUUGGCCCUGGGGGAGCCCAGGGUACCCUCUGUGCCUGUCGGUGGGCACUGGGGUGUGGCCUCUAGUGCCUGGGGUGGGAGGGAGAUGCUGUAACUCCAGGCCCCACGCUUGCCCUGAAGGUUCCCAGCAAGAGAAACCCAAGUGGGAGGGGAUAAGCUCCAUCCCAGGUUCCACCCUGGGGAGGACUUCUCCCUCCCUUUCUCCCAGAAAGCUGACAUCUCACAUCAGUGCCCCAGCAUCCCACACCCUGCCUUGUUUUCAGGGUCUUUUCCUUCCAUUCCAGUACCCUGACCUGCAUUGUACUUCUCCUUUAAUUAUGGAGACAGUGUUUGGGGGUGUGUGUGUGUGUGUGUGGUUUGGCGGGCGGAGAUGCCCAUGUGUUGGGAAAGACAAUGUGAGGUGAGUUGGAGACUGCAGAGGAAGCCUGCAGGGGCAGUGGGGGUGUGUGGAGGGGUCUACCCGAGAGGAAGGCAGGUGCUGAGAGGUGGCAGAGUGUGGUCUUGCUUUUAGCAAAGCUUGCCCCUUCUUUCCCAUUCUCAUCACUUCCAGGCGCGCCCCUGAGAAUCACCGACAGAUGGGAAGACUGUCCGUGGUGGAGGAAGACCUAGGGCCUUCCAGGGUCCUUCAGGAUGCUGAGGUUUUCCUUGCCUUUGCCAAGUUCUGCCCUUGUUUCCCUCUGGGAUGGCCUUCAUAUCUGAAAAGGUUCUGUCUGUCUCCAUUAGGAGGAAGGGAGCUUUGGGGGUGCAAGGGAGGCUGGAGCAGGAGUAUUGAGGCUAUGUGUCCAUUUGAGUUGGGGGCAGAGGAGGCUGCAGUAAAAGGAGUCCCAAUGCAGGCAGAAAACCGCUUCUAGAGAUUUAUUGGGUGUUUGGAUGAGUGUCAGAGGCAAAGGCAGCUCGUAGACUCAGAUGCUCAGAGGUUAGAGGGGACUUGGAGAUGAUCAGGGCCAUCCUCACCCCCAAGUCACUAGUGGGAAAACUACCCCCUAGCAGGAGUUGGUGCCAGCCCUGAGGGGAGCCUGGGGCGAGGAUGACCUUUGACAAAAUAUGUCAUUCCCUUUAUCCUGCUCUUGGAAGUCCCAACCACUGACAGCCCAGGAGGACAAAGAACCCAAGUCUGGGAGAUAGAAGGCCUGGGUUCAUGAGGAAUGAGGGCAGGAGUGUGGGAACUGCCUUCUGCUAGCCGUCUGCUCCUCAGAGCCCUUACGUGCACUGAGGUCCAGAGUCAGCCAGGCCAGGCCUUUUGGGUCUUGGGCCACUGUGUCUUCCUGUCCCCGGUGAUCACAUUAAAUGCGCAGAGUCUUCCUACCCAGGGACACCCCCUACUUAGCCCCAGGCUAUGCCAAGCCCUUCCCUGUCAUUGCCCAGUGCUAAAUAGAUGGUCCUGGUCCCCACAUAUGGCUCCUAAAGUCAUGCUGUACUGUGCCAACACUGUGUUGAGGACUGCUGGCCUGAGGUGGUGUGGGCCUUGAUCUCUGGCUGAGUUUUGUCAGUCUGGGGCAUCUUGUCUGUGCCCUGCCAGCCCUUCUUUGCCCUACUGAGAGAAAGGCAUAGUGAGAAGAGUCAGCUUCUUAGGAGAAGAGACUCUGAGCUGGAAUGGGAGCCAAGAAGACUUAGGUAAGAAUGACAAAGGGGGCCUCAGCAUAGGCUGCAGCCACUGCUAAACCUGAGUGGUACCGUCCCUUCCUGGAGGAGCAGAGGCAACUGGUGCCCUGCUGGAGGCAGGACUUCCCCUCCAGAUCCUGCCCUGGCACCUGGGGGUUCUGGGCUGUGGGUGGAGGGAGAGGAGAGCCCUCUGCUUUUGUCUGGUGUGGCAUGGAGAGGGGCCUUCUUCUCUCUUGGGUGAGAAGACUGAACUAGAAGCCUCUAGAAAGCCCUCAGAGAAGCACUUAGUUCCCUCAGGACUUCCGAUGGAAGCUUGUUCCCGAGAAGGACUGCCUGCAGUGGAAGUCCCAUCUCCCACCCUGUUAAGUCUGUCUUCCGAGGUCUGGGACACGCUAUGGGAGCCUAUCCACACCUCAGGCCACCAGCCCCAGCAGCUCCCUAUGCAAAAGCAACCCAAAAGUUCUUUGUUCUGCUUGACGCCCAUCUCCACCACCCUCCCCCAACCAUCACUUCUAAGCAGAGCCGUACAGUGGUGACAACGGUCACUUCACACAACCCAGGUCUCCAAUCCAGGGCUGGAGAGAGCUGUCUGGUAAGAAAGGUUUCCUUUUUGUUGUCUGGCUUUCUCCCCAGCGGGUCCCUUUGUCCCGUGCUCCUGGCGCCCUGCCAGCAGCACAUCCUCAUCAUCCUUCCUUCCUCGUCCAAUAUGGCCACCUGGCCAGUGUGCUGGGAAGCAGAGGGUGGUGUGAAUCAUCAGGCUGUGAGGGAGGCCGGCCUUUCAUCCGCAGGAUGUGGAAAUUGAGAGCUGGGGAUUCCCCAAACAGCAUCCAUAGGCUCCCUCGCUCGUUCAACGGAAGAGGAAUCUCAGAAACUGGGGAAAGGAAAACAAACCUUCAAAGGAGAAAUUUUGCUUUAAUGACACCAUUAAUCAUUCGUUUUUUAAUUAGGAAGAGCUCCCUAAUGGGGCACUUUUGCCAGCUAAUAGGACUCUCAAUUUCCAUGAGCACAUUCUUGCCCAGAGGAAUAGGGGAGUCAUUACUCACCAAGCUCAGAUCUUCCCCCAGUGUCCGAUUUUGUUUGCAGAUAAUGCAGAUUCCCGGGUGCCAUGGAAGCCCUUUCGUGGCAUCGUUCAUGUUGCUCCCAGUGCUGGCUCGAAAGCACCGAUACUCCUCUGCCUUAAAAAACACUGAACUCCCCCUCCCCCAAGGACUUGAGUAAGUGGAAAACAAAACACAAGCUGCAAUGUUUGUUUCUAAAUAUUUUUGUAUUGUGUACAUUCUGUAUAUUUUUGUUGUAACAUAUUAUUUGAGCACAGAUUCCAUUAAAGAUUUUUUUUUUUU